AUGGCAGCCAAAGGAGACAAGAUUGAAAAGAUCAUCACGCGGCUCCAGGCCCGCAUCGGCGAAGGCCAGUUCUACGAGGCCCAACAGCAGACCCGCGUCGUCGCCGCUCGCUACAUCAAGGCCGCGAACUGGUCCGCCGCCAUCGAUAUCCUCUACAAUGUUGCGCAGUCCCUGCUGAAGGCCGAACAAGGCGGCAGCGGCGGCGAUCUGGCCGUCAUGCUCGUUGACGUCUUCAAGCAGGCCGAGCUCAAGCCCGACGCCGCCAACAAGGGCAAGCUGCUCACCCUCCUGCGCCUGUUUGCGGCCCAGGAGCCCACGAGGAAGAAGUUUAUCGGGGAGAUCAUUGCAUGGUCGUCAAAGUUCGGCGAGUACCCCGCCGGCGACACCGACCUCCACCACGUCGCCGGAACACUCUACGCCGAAGAACACGACGCCUACGAGGCGGAACGACACCUGGUGCUAGGAACAAAGGACUCGGCCGAGGUGCUCGCAAAGAUGGAAUAUGUCUGGUACAAGGAGGACGACUCGCACACGGCGCCCCUCUACGCCGCCCGAGCCAUCUUCCCCUACCUCCUCGUCGGCAACGUCCGCGCCGCAAACACCUGCUACCGCCUCUUCGCCUCCUCCCUCAGCGACGACAACAAGGGCCUCGGCGUCCAGGACGUCAGCAGCAAUAGCGCCGACCUGCGCAUCUUCCCCGGCCUGCCCCUCCUCAACUUCCUCGGCCUGCUCCUGCUGGCGAUCCAGCGCGGCGCCCCGGACGCCUACAAGCAGCUCCUGGCAAAGUACUCGUCCAACAUUUCCGAGGUCAGCGCGUGGAGCGAGGCGCUCGAGAUCAUUGCCGAAAUGUACUUUGGCAUCUCGCGCCCGAGGCAGAGCAAUCCGCUCAUGGACAUGAUGGGCAGCCUGUUUGGUGGUGCCGGUGGUGGCGCCCCUCAACAGAGACGUCCCACGACGAGACGGGUGGAGGCACCCGCGGCUGAAGGCUUGGAUUAG
Molecule: messenger RNA, 996 nt
Organism: Colletotrichum fioriniae
Lineage: Eukaryota; Fungi; Ascomycota; Sordariomycetes; Glomerellales; Glomerellaceae
Biological process (GO): protein insertion into ER membrane
Cellular component (GO): cytosol; TRC complex
Molecular function (GO): protein binding
Source: RefSeq, a predicted model, not a curated record